AGUAUUGGUUAAGGUCUUGUAGAGCGUACAGCAUCAACCCUAUAAAGUUCUCUAAAAAUUACGCGAUUUCGAUGCAGUAAUGGACGAUGAAAAUGAGGAAUUUAGUUUCCACAUAGCUCGCUAUAGACCCGAAGAACUCCAUAAAUUAGCCUCGAAAACGAAAUUUACACGAAAAGAGAUUCAGUUAAUGUAUAGAGGGUUUAAACAGGAAUGUCCAACUGGAAUGGUUGAUGAAGAAUCAUUUAAACAGAUAUUUUCCCAGUUUUUUCCUUUAGGCGAUGCAACGAAUUAUGCACACUACGUGUUUAACACAAUGAAACAGAAGCAAACAGGAAAAAUAAGUUUUGAGGAUUUUCUCAACAUACUUUCUAAAGUUUCCAGAGGCAGCGUCAAUGAAAAAAUUCAGUGGGUAUUCAAUUUAUACGAUCUGAACGGAGACGGUCUCAUCAGUAAAAAUGAAAUGGUUGACGUAGUAUCCAGUAUAUAUGAAAUGUUAGGUAGGGCAACGCAACCUGCUGUAGAAGAUUCUUCCGCCAAAGAACAUGUAGAAAAAAUUUUUAAUAUGAUUGACACCAACAAAGAUGGAGUCAUAACGAUAGACGAACUAAUACAGUGGUGUUCCAGGGACGAAAAUUUUCUUAGAUCUCUUGAAACAUUGGACACUGUAUUGUGAUUUUUAAAACUUUGAACAUUCUAUUAUUUACUUGGAACCAAUAUAAAUUAAUUUUUGUAAAUUAUAUAUGAUAAUAUUCAAUAAUUAGGAACAAAUGUAAGAUUAAAACUUUAAAGUAUUAGGUACUUUUUCUAUUUCCAAAGUUCGGUGUUUUUUCUUUUAAAUUUUGUACGUCAUUAUAUAAUAUCAAAUAUUUACUGAAUAGGUAUGGACUCUGACUGUAUGGGACAUGUCAUAUUCACUUUAUUUAAUUCCAAGAAAGAGACAUGUACUAUCUUUUAAUAGAAACUACAACAAAUAAAUUAAAUAUUUUAUGAGGUUGUAUACGUAUUUCGAUUACUCCCUGAUCAACCUAACAACCCUGGAGACAAAUCUGACUUAGUAUUAGCAUCUGUACUCAUUAUAAAUUGAGGCAAAACGUUUUAUAUAACAAUAUAUCAAAUAGAGAAUAGAGAAGAAGUUUAUAACCUGAAAUACAUUCAAUACUUCAAAUAUUAUUUUUUUGUUUUUUCUUUUCAAAAUACUCGAACCUAUGUUUCUAGUUUUUCGUAUCCAAUAAUUAUGAAAGUACAAAGUGCUGAAGCUGAAGAGUUUGUUUGUUUGUUUGCAAAUCUCAGAAAUUACUGGUUUGAAUUGAAAAAUUCUUUUUGUGUCGAAUAGUCCAUUUAUCGAGGAAGGCUUCAGAUGCGAUAGAAGCGAAGCAUCAGUGAAAAAUGUUGCAAAAACGCUGCGAAAACGGUUCAAGUUACCCAAAAAAUAUGUAUGAAAGAAGUAGCUUUGGCAGUAGCUGCUCAGAGAUCAACAACUAGAUAAUUCUCGACCCAGAAGACAUGAAGAAACUUAUGAACUACUGAUUUGAAUUUAGCAGCGUUUCGAUAGAAUUCCAGCACUGAUUACUUCGUUUGCUUUGAUCCAUUGGACGUUGUUUGUGGCGCUUUGAAUUAAAAUUGCCAUUAUUAACUUCGCAUCAUGAACCAUUCUAUUCAUUGCUUCGUUUCUAGCAAACACUUACAAAUAGUUGUUUUUAAAUGACUUAAUUUGAGGCAGACAUUAUUGAAGAACGAGUAUUUAAUCCGACAUUCAAGGUACUUUGGAUAUGCUUAAGAUACUCAAAGGAAAAUUCGUUUGAACUCAAACGACUUCAAUUUUCCGUCUGUCUUCUCCUCGCUAUGAACAUAAACAAAUCACUAGGUCGAUGAUUGAAAGUUUUUGGUCUGAAUCUAGAAAACCCUUGGUCAAUUAUAUGUGGAAUGUUCGCAGAAGACCAUCUGCGUUAUUUGUUCUUGCGCCUGAUAAUAAAAUGUGCUUCAACGAAUAGUGCAAGUUUUGCCCCAAAAUACCUGUUACAGUUCACAUUAUUCUAAUUUUGACUAGCGAAAACUAGUUUACACAAACCUCUUCCGUUAAAACUAGUUUUUACUUGUCGAAUCUAGCAUUGACUAGAAUCCUCGGCGCUAAAACUACUUUUUUCCCAUUUUUGACUAGGGAAUACUAAAAUUUAGUAAUUAAAGUAAAUCAGUUAAAACUAGUUUUCACUAACGAAUUCUACCAAUGAGAAAUGGUGUUUCCAGUUAAAAAAAUUAUUGCUCUAAAACUUUAGUAGAACACAUGAGCAGUUUGAGCUUUCGUAACAUUUUGAAUGAUUAAAAAAUUACUUUUUUUGCAUGAACAGCGAUUAUUCUUUAACUUUUCCAUUUCUCUGCACCGAUUUCUUUAUUCAAAUCUUUUCUUUCUUUUCCCCAAAUUUUUCAUUAUUUUUUCUUUAUUACUAUCGUUUUUUUUUAAAUUUUUUUAUCACUCUCGUUUCUUCCUUUUCCAUUGACUCUCACAUCCCAUCUCCUUGCUUUUCAUUAUUUCUACAAUAAUGUCACUUAUGUUUCCAUAUGCAAAAUAAUUCUAGUUUCGACCAGUCUCAACGGAAGGGGUUUGUGGAAACUGGUUUUUCCUAAUCCAAACUAGAAUUAACUGUUAAUGGGUUUUAACAGUAACAUAUAAAUAACUUUAUCUUUAAUUGUGUUAAAGGGAAACACUUUUUAGUUUUCAAGUACCAAUUCUAGUCUAUCGAUCUGUCAACAUCCAGAUACUCACAAAAAAGUUUUGCGAAAUGGGAAGGAAUACCAACUUGUUGCAUCAAUCUGUUCCGAAUAUUAGUAUAUAGAGGGUUUGAGAAACAAAUUAACCAAUUUUCAUAUAUCUUGUAAAAAUUUUAAACAUCUUCACUUCAUUGGUUCUAUAACUUCAUUUACUUCAAUGUUAUCAAUUUAUCUCACCAUUUAACAUAAACGUUUCAGCGUCUAUUUGACCCCAAUUUUUUCCACAAAAUUCGUUCAGAAUUAUCUUCCAGUAAUUUCUGAAGGAUUAUUAGUAUGUGAAUGACGACUGGUCAAUUUCAAAAUCGUUAGAUAUGCCCGCCUAUUUUUUAAUUGUCUUUCAAGUCUCCUUUGCGAUAUGGGAGGCAGAUCAGUACAUUUUUUGUGAGAAGUACAUAACUUUGCGUUUUUUUUUCUUGAUCUAUUUCCACAUGCAGAAGAAUUACAAAAAAAAAUAGUACAUUACGCACCUAGGGAGAAAAGUAGGGUGACAAAAAUGGUGAGCGAGAAUGCGUGGUGGGUAAACAAUUUUUUUUCUAGCCGUGAUGAAAACUUCGUCCUUGACGUAUUCUAAUUCACUAUCGUCUACAUUAAUUUUUCAAUUUCAAUUCAAUAGGCCACAUAUUAGAGACGAAAAGCGAACUUUUCAUCCCGGCGAGAGAAAAAACAAUUUUUUCCAAAUAACUUUGAAUAGUUGCGAGUAAUGUCAAUAUGUCCGUAGAAUUUCUAAUUAAAUUUAUCAUUCGUGAACAAAGUUUUGUAUUCUACUCGCCUAUAAUGUCACUCGAAUGAUUUCACUGUCGGUAUAUUUGGCAGAAUAAUUUAUAAAUGCAUAAGAAUGAUUUAACAUUAUUGUUGAUUCCAAUCGUCGAUAGAACAGAACAACUGAAUAUUGCCCAUAUCGACGUGAUUAUCAAUAAUUCCUAUUGGUCGAAGUCGAUGCAACUGACAGUGAUUAAUCUAUCUUUAGAUAGAAGGUACACAAC
Molecule: messenger RNA, 3749 nt
Organism: Diorhabda carinulata
Lineage: Eukaryota; Metazoa; Arthropoda; Insecta; Coleoptera; Chrysomelidae
Product: Kv channel-interacting protein 2-like
Exons: 6
Coding region: 80-673 (197 amino acids)
Molecular function (GO): calcium ion binding
Source: RefSeq, a predicted model, not a curated record